UCCUUGCUUUUGUCAACACUGCCAAUUGUGAAACCCAAGAAUCUUUUCCCAUAACUCUGCCUGCAGAGCCUGACUGCUGCCCGUCUCUGUGGUCUCCCUCACCUCUCUCCCUGGGAUCAUCAAUGCUGCCCACCUUUGGCAUCUGAAUAAAGAGGACGGAGAAAAGGAGUGAGGUAGGUGAGUUUCUGCUGUUUGAGAGAGGAGGUAGAAGAAGCAGGGAGCAUGGCCAGUGACUCCAGUGCACUGCCCCGGGUGACUUUCCAGACACCAGAGAAACCUGGAGAGGAAUCAUCACACAGGAAACUGGGCAAGUUAACCAUCAAGUACAACCGCAAAGACCUACAGCGCUGGCUAGAGCUGGAGGAAUGGAUCAAUGCCCAAUUGCAGGAACUGUACCAAUACCAGCUAAGGGAAGAAACAGAAGCAGCAGUUCCUGAACCAGAAAUUGAUCUUGAAGAUCUCCUGGAGGUUCCUAAUGAAGAACAGAAAUUAAAACUACAGGAAAUCCUUCAUGAGUGCUCCAGUCCAACAGAGAAUCACAGCCUGGACACCUUCCUCAGCCCCUGAUCUGAUUGAGGUUUAUGCUGCGGAGACUAGGAGACUACUCUAAUGCUAACUGCUACCCUGUUUUUUCCUGAGUCAUUGCCUCCUCCACCAUUUAUCUCCCAGCCAUGAGUGCUGGGAUAACCCCAUUUGAUGAUCAGCUUACUAGGGAUAGGCAGUGAAAUACAUGUGUCACUUAGGCAGUACAGUCCACUGCUCUCACAUUCCUUAGUGCAUCCUAGCCAUACUGGACUGGAAAAAGCCUGCUGCAGCACAGUCCUGUUCCCUACACAAUCAGGUAACCACUUUGCAGAGUGUCUUUCCCUUUUGAGAUCAAGUGUCAUUUUUUAAAUAGCUUGUUCUACCACAGGCACCACAAAGGUGUCCCAGAACAUGCAGAGAGCUGUGGACUGGGAUCAAAGUCCCUUUUUUCUCUUCUCUGUGAGGUAAAAACAAUCAGAGAACAGCCCCACAGAGACCGGUACUGGUACAGCCCAGCAAAAUAACCCACAGGAAAUAUUCUGCAAAAUGGUUUGGCCAAAGCUCCCCAUUUCAUUCAGCUCCUACUGUGCUCGACAUGGGCUUUUUUACCCAAAACAAUGGAAAAUCCGAAGGUGAUUUCACAGGUGAAAUACUGCCCCAAAACUGAGAGGCAAUUUCAAGAGAAACCCCAAGGAAAACAAAGAAAUCAGAAAGUUAAUCUAAAACCACUGCAGAAUCUCACCACUGUGUUAGCAGGACAUAGCUAUUCUGACCAGUUUAUUCCUCUGAUUGUCUGAAGAGACAGGCUCUGAAAGACCACCACUUCCCUCUUCCCUCUAGUUCCAUGUUUCCCAGUUAGCAGUGUUCCCACAUUGGGAAUCUCCAGAGUCCUCUGAAACUCACUGGGUUUCCUUUCCUCCCUGAGCCUCGCCAGUCUCUCUGCAAUAGCUCCAUCCUCUUUCGAGAGUCCCUGGUAUCUGGAGCCUGCUUGCACUGGUUUCGCAGCUGCCUUCUGCUGCCCUUUCGGCUGGCUUUGCUUAGCCUCCAAAGCUGCUACACGCCUGUGACAAGGAUGGAAAAAAACAUGACAUAGCUGAGAACAGAGGUUUAAAUUAUGAGACAUGAAGACAGUCUCUGUGAACCUUGCACACUAUUUGAACAAAGGCAGCAUGGGACAGAACAGAGACCACUCAUUCCUGUACCGGGUUCUGCUGAGCAGGAUGAGGUACUCCCAAGGAGUAAAGAAAACCAUAGCUCAUGACAACAGCACACAUGGCACCAUUUCUGAGGAGAAAGAUAAUAUUUCAGCACCAGGCUCCUGUUUCCAAGCCAGCCAUGGUCAGUCACAGCUGAACAUAACCAGCUGGCUGUUCAGCAGUCUACUCAAAAGUAAAAACAAAAAAUGAAAACAAAAGAAAACAACCCCUUCCACACAUCAAACCAAACCAACCCUCAAACAACAAAACAGAAACUCCAACCUUAAUCUAGUUCUGAACAAGCAAAUACCCACGUUGCAAAACCCACUUUUGAUGGCCCCUAUGAGGGGAAGAGGAGAGAGGGCCUGAAAGGUUACCCUGUGGCAGAAGCCAAUGGGUUUUCCGGCAAGUGCAACUCACUUUUUGUAGUUCUCCGGUGGUGACCAUUUUGCUGAACUGCUUUGAGAUCCCUCUCUGGAAGGCAAAAAUAAUGCUCUCUCUGAACUCAAGGUCCUGGUAGUGCUUCAGUCAUCUAUUCUUUCAAACCAAGAGGAAUUAGAAUACAUGUUUAUCAGCCUCUUGGUGUAGUCCUUUCAUAACCUCAUUAAUAUAGAGUGAUCAGCUUAGAAAAGGUAUUAGAUAUAGCUGCCUAGGACAGCAUGGGACUCAUUUCUGGUACUUUUUUUCUAUUGUUUAACAUCUGGACAAAAUUUAUUUGAUUUAAUAUAGUCAGCAUUCUAAAAGAAAAGAGGGUGAAACACCCUUGCCUCCCACAGCCUGCAUCUCCCAGUUCAGACAGCAGAUAGAGAGUAGUUAGCUAAGACUCCCAGUGUAUUUAGCUCCAAUACAGCAGAACACUCUGAAAGGAGUUAUGCCAUGCAACAAACACGGAAUUAUAUAAUGCACAACCCUAACUCUAAAUGAAAUGCUAUAAACAUGGUUAUAUAACCACCAGUAUCAUAAUGACAUCUUCUAGCACACUUGAACACUGCACACCACAAGCACAUCUUGUGUAACUCUAUGUUCUGACUCGCUGUGUUUAGGUUAAGCAGCUAAACUACACCAGUUGGAGUAGCUGGUUAGCAUACUCUAUUCAUUCCUAGAAGUUACAGCAACAAACACGUCUACACUGUGCUAGGGGCUGUAUAAUUACAAAUGAAGGCAGUGUUUUUGCUGGACUCCUUUCCUAUUCAAUGUUUUCAGUUCCAAAAGCGGUUUUGCAUGGAAAACAUCCGUACAGGCAGCUUACAGAAGAAAAAAUUAUCCCCUUACUGGACAGCUGAUAGAUAAACCACAUAUGUUGCAGUUCUGUAACUCUAUAGUAUUGAUAUUAAACAAUGAGAAAAAUCAAAAGAAA
Molecule: messenger RNA, 3078 nt
Organism: Dromaius novaehollandiae (emu)
Lineage: Eukaryota; Metazoa; Chordata; Aves; Casuariiformes; Dromaiidae
Gene: PPP1R14D
Product: protein phosphatase 1 regulatory inhibitor subunit 14D
Exons: 4
Coding region: 223-567 (114 amino acids)
Biological process (GO): regulation of phosphorylation
Cellular component (GO): cytoplasm
Molecular function (GO): protein serine/threonine phosphatase inhibitor activity
Source: RefSeq, a predicted model, not a curated record